UAUGCACAAUGAGCAACGCAGAAGCGAUUCCCGGAUGUUGUCCUCACAAAACACACGCUAACAUUUUGCAGUCUUAUUUCUUCUGCAAUGGACAAAAACAGUAAACCAAACUCACGAGAUUUGCUGUCAUGUGGUAGUGGUGGAGGUCUCGUUGAGAAGCUGCUCCUUAAACCACCGGCUGUCCUGAAGACGGAAAGACUUCCACGAAGUAGCGUGAUGGAACGGCUGCAGAGUUUCUUACCGCAGAUUGCGGAAGCCAAUCAAAAGCUGAAGCAGCAGAUUGAAGAAACUUCUGCAGGACAUUUCGACAUUGAGGAUGUCGAGGCUGCAGAGAGAGUUAUCGAGAUGGACGUCGCGUUGAUAGAGCUCAGUGGAUCUGAUAGCGAGUCGGAGGAGGACGAGGAGGAUUCUUCAGAGUCUGACGAGGAGGAAUCAGAGAUUGUUUUAACUGAGCGCAAUCUCAAAUUACCAGGACGCAAAGGCAAAGAGCACAUAAACAUCCAGGUUGUGGAUGAGCCGGAGAAAUAAUUAUUUCGUACAACUAAGAGAUUUAAGACUUUGUUGAAAAUUAGGUUUGAGUUAUUUAAAGGAAUCAAAAGCUCCUAUACUGUGGUGAAGAGCAUCCCCAUGGGAACAGUUCACACUCAUUCAAAUCGGAGUCAAGUCAUUUGCCUUAUACAUUGUUUACCCGAUUGGGAUUCUUGCGUUGUUUUUUUUAUGUACAUAAUCAGGAUUGAUGUUUUCUAUAACUUUCAUGUACAGGAAGACAUUAUGGAUAAGAAUGUAUGAGCUUUGUAAUAAAACUCGCCAUCACACUUAAGUUCCAAAAAAAAA
Messenger RNA from Syngnathus acus (greater pipefish), 834 nucleotides. RefSeq names its product chromosome 23 C12orf45 homolog (gene nopchap1). The transcript is spliced from 4 exons. Lineage: Eukaryota; Metazoa; Chordata; Actinopteri; Syngnathiformes; Syngnathidae. Gene Ontology annotation, biological process: box C/D snoRNP assembly. Gene Ontology annotation, molecular function: box C/D methylation guide snoRNP complex binding. Bases 88 to 528 code for a protein of 146 amino acids. The record is from RefSeq and is a predicted model, not a curated record.